This is a messenger RNA of Trichobilharzia regenti, 5113 nucleotides long. Lineage: Eukaryota; Metazoa; Platyhelminthes; Trematoda; Strigeidida; Schistosomatidae. The record is from the annotation of a GenBank genome assembly.
CAGAUAUACAGACAGACACUUUAAGGUCAUUCGUUGACAUUUCUGAAGAAAUAGUUGUAGUCGUAAUAUAUAUCUAUAAAAUUAUAAUUACAGACACCAGAGGGUAUUUCUUUCAUAAGCGGAGACCGUUCGAAAGUGUCUAUAUACUUCACAAGCUCUGGUGACAGGAUACAAAUACUAUUUGAGGAUUGUUAUACUUACUACUUACUACUGACAGUGAUCUAUAUAUAUAUGUAUAGCGUCUGAUUUAGAAACAUUCCAAAAAAAGCCUGUAAUCAAAAUGAAAUAUUGAUUAUUCACAAUAAAACAAAAAAAGAAAGAUUUAGCAUACAUUUUGGAGUUCAUUAAAUAAUAAUAAUAAAACUAUUUUUUAUCGAUCCAUUAAAAAAUUAUUAAUAAUUAAUUAUUUAAUUGAAUAACAAUAAUAAUAAUAAAAGGAAGAUUAUUAUAAACAUUCACUGUGAUCCGGAUUGAACAAUUUCAAGUUACAUAUAUACACAUAUACAUACAUAUAUUUUUAAAACAGAAAAAAUCAAUAAAUCAAUAAAAAGAAAAUAAUAGUAAUAAUAAUGAUUUCCCAAUAUACUCACUUUAUCCUUCCUUUCAUGUAUUCAGCUGAUCACAUUAUAACGACUAUUAAACAUUAUUGUCAACAAUAGUUCAAAUAAUAUUAAUAUUUCAUAAUUAUAGAAUGACAUUAUUAACUAUGCUUUUAUCGACGACACAUGUUACAUAAUCUGUACGCUUCAACAAAGUGCUAACUAGCAAAAGGGAAGCAAAAAAACGAAUAAUAUCAGAAAAAAUAAACUUUAAAAUUAUUGAUUAUCCAUAGAUAUUGGGAUCAACUUCAACUAUGUAAUUAGCAUCAUCAUCAAUAAUAUCAAUCAAUAAUUAAUCGAUAUUAUUAUUACAAAACAAUGAGUGAUAUUACCAAUAAUAAUACUGUUAUUGUUCAAAAUGGUACUGUUGGCUUGAGUACCGGAGCUUUGGUUGGCUUAAUCAUUGGUCUUGUGAUUAUUUGUACAAUAAUCAUUGUCGUUGUAUACUGGUGUAUACGUCUCCGACAUUUCUACUUGAGUCAAAGACACACUAAAAUGUAUGAUCCAGAUGUCAUGAUACAACCUGGUCAACCACGUCCAAGUAUUAUCAGUGGUGCAGUGCAUUUUCCAAGUACAGGUCUACCAGAAUAUCGACGUCCUUCAUCCUCUCUGUAUAAAUCUACAUCACAGAGUAAACCACCCGUGUAUCCUGGAGAUACAAAUGAUCCAGCAGAUGUCGGAAAACGUCCUCCACUUUAUCCGAAUUUAAAUCAAGAUGGAUAUCUUAAUAAUAUCAAUAAUAGUAAUAAUAAUAAUAAUAAUUUUAUAAAUGAGACUCCAUUGAAACACACUGCCUCCAUUGGUGGUGGUGGUGGUUCAGUCAAUGCUGCGGUUAAUUUAAGUCCUGUGGAAAAAAGAAAUUCAGACAGAUUUUCACAAGGGUUACAAUCACCUAGUUGGACAGAUCAUCAUUACUACAAUACGCAUCAUUUCAACUCGGAUGGAUUACCCUUCAAUUAUUCUGCCUAUCACCAGCAUCAUCAGCAUCAUCAACAAGAUCAGCCAAGCAUAGAUGAAACACACAUCAAUCAUUCAUUCCAUAUUGAUCCAUUAGGAGCAACACCGUCGUUUUCCACAGCGUCUACAGCUAAUUCUGUUGCUUCAUCGUCCGCUGGUGCCGCGGCCGCGGCCGCCGCCGCUGCUUCUGCAUUCGCUUCACGUUCCAGACUCAAGUCAAUCGCAUUCAUCUCACAGAUAAGCGCCUUCGGCUUAAAGAAUAAACGACGUUUUUCACAUUUAACACAAAAGUCAACAAAAGUGAAAGAUAAAACAACAUCAACAACAGCAAUAACAAGUAGAAGUAAUCUUCAUGGGAAAGGGAAACACUCCAGUGAUGGUCAAUCGAAUCCAUUAUCAGUGACAGAAAUUUAUGGUAAUGAAUAUGAAGGUUAUUAUAAUGCUAAUAUGCAAUCAGAUAAUUUGGAUUUCAAUACAAUGGAGUCAUUGGAUAAUGAUUACUUUCUGUAUAGUUUACAAGCAGCUAUAUUCCAUGGUCUCAUACCUUCUAGCCAAUCAAAUAAUAAUAAUAAUAACCAGUAUACUUUCCAUGAUACAGACAAAUUUCAAUUUCCCUAUACAAGAACAAGUAUUAUUCAUGAAGAGUUUGAUCCAUCAUUUGGUGAAGAUUUAGGCCUUGGCAAUAGUCGUGUCUCUUCUACCCUCAGUGCAUAUUCAUCAUCAUCGAAUAGAAAUUCAAAGACAUUUUCACCUGAUUUUAUGAAUAUAAGUAAUGCUAGUAAUGCUAGCAGUAAUAGUCGGUUUAAAUUUCCACCACCUGGUCCACCAGUGGCUGGUUGGGUUAACCAGUUUAUUUUACACACUGGUCCACCAGAAAAUACCACCAUAUUGACUACAAUACCACCGCCUCCAUCAACACGAAGUGAACGGCGAUUGUCUCAUUCACAACACCAACAACAACAACAGAAGACGUCUUCGUCACUAAUCAAUAGCCCAGUGAAUAAUUCAUCAGUUACCGUGAUUGACAUCGCUGAUUUGUCAACGAAGAUGUCUAUUACUGCUUCUGCUGCCAGUGCUGCUCUUGUUGGUACGAUGAAAUCAUCUCCAGGGAAUCGGUGUAUUUCAUCCGUACCACCUUCACCACAACACAUUCCAUUCCAGUUUGUUCAUUCUUCACGUUCACUUGGUUUAACUUCUUCAAGUAUUAUUCCACGAAGACAUGCAGCUAAGAAGUAUUCUUUUCAGGAAUCACCCAUUAUAAGUAAUACGAAAAAUUCAGUUGUACCAAAGUUAGAUUUAUUAGUAAAGUCAAAUAACUCUUCUAUUGUUCUGACUAAUACAGCGGUAAACAAUGACACUGGAUUAUUUAUGUUAUUCAAUGAGAACACUAAUACUACUAAUAUUACUAAUAAUACUACUAACAAUGACGACAACAAUCCUACCACGAAUAACAAUAACAAUAAUGAUAAUAAAAAUAGCAAUGAAGAUGACGAAAUGCCUAGCCAAUCUCAGCAGAGUCCAAGCAGCUAUACAGAUGGGAACUAUUGUGAUAGUGGUUAUCAGGAUUCAGUCAUCAUCGCUGAACAAUCUUUAUUAUCCUCCUUAUCGGCAGAGCAUUCACUCGAUUUACAAUUAUCUCCAGUAUUACUUAUAUCAGAAAAUCAAUCAACAAUCGAUUUAUUAAAUAAUAAUAAUAAUACUAAUAAUAGUAACAAUAAUAAUAAUGAUGAUCAUAAUAUUAUAACCCCUGAUGACAACAUGAUCCCACUAUCUAAAAGUACAGACACUACACUGAGAGAUCAGUUGACCGAGGACAGCACGAAUACAAAUACUGCCAAUCUGAGUAAAAGUCUUCAGUUUACUUAUUCAAAGUUAGAUACACCAAAACCUCUCCCCAUCUCAUCACCAACAUCCCCAUUGAUAUCGUCAGCAUCCUCACUAUCGAAUAAUUCAACAAGUACAAUGGCAAGUUCAACAAAUAGUAAUACUGUAAUGCUACUUCGUGAUAAUGCCGUCUUAUUUCAUCUUUUCACAAUGCAUAUGGGCCUUUCAAUCGAAAAUUAUACAAUUCAAAUAUGUCUACCGCUUUAAAUAUUCCCAAUACUAAUCACAGCCUAACCAAUCCCAGUCAACUCAGUCAACUUGGUUAUCGUUCACCCAGUGAUCCAGAUGUAUUUCUCACUUUCUGUGAAGAUUCAAUAAGAAAAUCAUCCGGUAUAAGACAACCAAUUUCCCAGGCUAAUCGACAUUUACAUCAUGGUGAGAAUCAGCCUUCAUCGACGUCACCACCACCGAUACCGAUGUCUAUGCCACAAUGCCAACCGCCAACAUCUAACAUCACUUCUACACGUGGUGGUAAUUUCGCUCCAAACGGUAUGAUGAAAUUAAUGAUGAUGAGCACUUUAUCAGAUUCAUUUAAAUAUCAUCUUACUCGACAGAAAUCAGAAGGUCAACUGCUGACAGAUCGUCAUGAUUCAUUUGAUGAAGUUCUAUGGGAUUUACAACCAACUCCUUUAUACUGAGAAGAAAUAACGCGGGUGGGGGAAUUCAAAUUAUAUUCAUCCGUUCAAACAAAAAGAUACGCAUAUAUUGAACAUUGAAUUGAAACAGUAAAACUAUUGAUUAAAGAAUAAUUGAUUAGGUGUGAGAUGAAGAUUCUAGAACAUUGAUUAAAAUAUCUAUGCAUCUAUCUAUCUAUCUAUCUAUCUAUCCCAACUGUCAUAACCUUUUUUCUAUGCUAGGGAGAAGAAAUGUCCUAUAUUUCAUUGACACUGUGAUAAAUUCCCAGAAUUCAUCAGAAUUUAUUCCCACCAGUUUUCUAAAUUAUGUUAAACCCUGUCUCUAUUAUUAAACUAACAUAUGAGGUCUAACAACAUCUGACAGUGAGGAAAUGUCAAUAAAAUUUUUUAAAAAUGAACUGAAAACCUUUUUUGUCCCGCUUCCCUUCCUCCCUUCUUUCAUUUCAUCACCGUUUGACAUUGACACUGGUUUUCAAAUUGCUCACAUUAUUCAACGAUGCAUCAUCCUGUUUUCCCGCCUAUUUCAUUGUUUCAAUGACAAUAUUGAAUAUAUAUAUAUAUAUAUAUACAUAUAAUUUAACUAAACUAUAUAAACGCUCAAUAUUUAACUUUGUUUGUCACCGGUGCUCUGGCACGUUUUCACACACAUAUACAACACAUAAAUUAACUAACCAACUAACCAACUCGUUAACUAACCAUGACGUUAAUAAAUUCUUCCAUCAUUUAUAACUCUCUCUUGUAUCUCUCACUUUUCCGAAUUUUUCCAUACUUUUUAUUCAACAUUCAAUUGUUCAAGCAUAUAUAUAUAUAUGUUGAGUAGCGCAGUUGAUUAAGAUUUAAACAAGAUUGUGAAUGAGAAUGCCUAUGUUUUAAUCGAGACUUUAUAUUACCUGGUUACUGUAUUUGUAAAAUAUUACCAUUAUAUACCUCCCACCCCCCACCCCCACCGAUUUAUUACAUCAUCACCAGUAUCAUCAUAAAGCACUACUCCCAUCGGACAUAUGCCCAUAUACAAUAUAUAUAUAUAUAUAUAUACAU